AUGGAUUUUUCUGAGUGUAGUACAGACCGGACAGGAACGGGCUGUCGAACGGACGUACCUCGUCCAGUAUCAAGAAGGGGAUUCCGAGAAUACACUAAUAGUGGAUCAACAGUAUCGAGAAGUGGAACUAUGAGGCCUACAUCAGCCUACAGAGGGGGCACAGCUUCACGGCUUUCGACGGCUGGUUUUGGUCCAGCGCCUCCUACAGCUAGUCGUCAACCAACCGCCAUGACAGGUUUUUCUAUGAUCGAUAGACCAAUAACGCAGCAGGGUAUAUCAGGACUCCGAACAAGCACUGCUCGCGGGUUCCGUACUCGUCAGCUGCAAGACAAACGAUACUGGGAAGAACUAAUGCAAGUCAAAGUGAGGGAAAUGAAAGCAGAAAUUGCCAGGCUUACGGAACAAGCGGAUGCUGGGGAAAGGGAGAGGUCGGCGAAGAAACACUACGAAAAGAGAGUAAGGGAAUUGGCGCAGGAGUUGACAGAUUUACAAGGACGCCUAGCGGAUUACAACACCGCUAUUCGUAUUGCCAAUGGCGAGGCUUCAAAGCUUUCAGUCGAGGAGCAAACAAAGGAGCUAGAAGUUAAUAAUAAGAGGUUGCAGGAAGAAGUCGAGCAAAUAUUCACGGAAAAACAGAGAAAGGAAAAUCAAUUGCGUCAACUAAGAGAACAAAUGGAAAAGGAACAAUCAUCGAUAUCACAUCUACUGUCAGACAUGACUCCAGAACAGAAAGAAAAAUACAGUGAGUUGGAAGCAACUGCUGCAGCAUUAAGGGAUGAAGUGGAACAAGCAAGAAACCAAUGCGAUCACCUUAACAAAGAAAAAGAAGAGUUUAGUAAGGAAAUAGCUGGCUCUCAGAUUAAACUUCAUUUACUUGAAUUACACCGACGGCUCGCGGCAGCAGAAGAGAAACGAGAUAAUCUAAAAGAAGAAAUGAGUAACAGGCUAGACCCGCAAACGGAACGUGAGAAAUUACUGGCGCAGGUCAGGGAAGAUAAUGCUGCAAUCACAUCUUUAGACAGCAACGCUGCUAAUGUUAAAGAGCAAAUUCGGAAAGUACAGGAAUUGAUUGAACAAUCUGAACAGGACCUUGAAGAAGGUAACUCGGAACGUCAUCAAAAAUACAGGGAACUAAAGAAAAGAGAAGAAACGAUGGACGUAUUUAUGACAACUUAUGAAGAAAACUUAAAGAAGGAACAAGAAAAAAUCGAGCAAUUAGAAAAAGACAUUGUUUUUGCUUUAGAACACAGCAGCUCAAAUAUAGAUCUUGAUUUAAGCGAAAUUGAUUCAUUAAAACAAAAAGAUGGUUAUUCAGCCACAUAUGAUGAAAGCAAGCAUUCUAUUGAAAGUCUGAUGAAAGAUUAUGAAAGGUUUCAGAGUAACUUAAAAAAGGUUGAAGCAACACGAGAGCGACUCGCUACAGAAUUGCAAACCCUUCCCGAGAAAACGAAAAUCAUGAAAGAAGAACUCAUAACUUUAACCGAUUUGGAAAAGUUACGAGAUGAAGGUGAGGAGCAAAAGAAAGUACUGCAAAAUGAACUAAGACAACUCAAAGAAAAAAUUGGGCCAACAGAAAGCGCGGUGAUUGAGGCCACAAAUAAACUGAAAAAGUUACAGGAAAGUUUGGAUGGGAACGAAAUGUACGCAAAAUUAAACAUCCUAGAAGAACAACUUGCCCAACUAGAAAAUAGAAAGACUAUUUUGGAAGAGGACAUUGCUUCCAUAACACUUAAAGCGGAUUACGAACCCAUAAAAAAGGAAGUUUUUACUGAACUCGCGGCUUUAAACAAAAAGAUUAUUGAAGAUCUAAACAAUAAGCCAUAUUAA
Molecule: messenger RNA, 1827 nt
Organism: Danaus chrysippus (African queen)
Lineage: Eukaryota; Metazoa; Arthropoda; Insecta; Lepidoptera; Nymphalidae
Source: the annotation of a GenBank genome assembly